AUGAAAUAUUCAUCUUUUGUUAUUGCACUUUCCCUCGCUUCCCAAGUGUUGGCUUCUCCAGUACCUGCAGUCAAAUGGGUGACUGAGUAUGAGUAUACGACUGUCACAGUGGGCUUUGAUGCAUACACAGCCUACCUUGCGUCUGCCUCCAGCAAGAGCCCAUCAACUCAUGUCCCAAAUGCUCCUGCUACGAAGGAGUCCUCACCUGAUGAACCUGAUAAUACAGUCAAUGUGGUGCAAGAUACCCCCUCGCAAGUUACUCCAGAAUCGAGAACGACCGAGGAUGCUCCAGUAGACCAUCCUUCCACUCAGACUCCCUCUGUUCUGAACAUUACUCCUACAUCUGAUGUGUCUCCUACUUAUACGUCGACAAGUUCUACGGCAACGGGCAGCGAACCCUCGGGAUCAACGUUUUCCGGUGAAGGUACUUACUAUGACCCUGAAAUGGGCGCCUGUGGUAAAGUCAACUCGGGUACUGAAAUGGUGGUCGCUGUCUCUCACGAAUUGUAUGAUAAGCACACUCCAAAUGGAAACCCAAACAAAAACAGUCUUUGCGGCAAAAAAAUCAGAGCUUUUUACGAAGGCAGUUCUGUCGAGGUGAGCAUCGUCGACAGGUGUGUUGGUUGUGCUCAUGAUGACCUUGACUUGUCACCAUCUGCUUUUGAAAAGAUCGCGGACAAGGACUUGGGAAGAAUUAACCUUACUUGGGAGUGGGUUGAGUAA
Messenger RNA from Candidozyma haemuli, 723 nucleotides. It is a transcript of the gene DAG7, whose product is annotated as Dag7p. The transcript has a single exon. The record is from RefSeq and is a predicted model, not a curated record. NCBI's taxonomy places the organism in Eukaryota, Fungi, Ascomycota, Pichiomycetes, Serinales, Metschnikowiaceae. The coding region runs from base 1 to 723 and encodes 240 amino acids.